Fonsecaea erecta is the source of this 774-nucleotide messenger RNA. RefSeq lists its product as hypothetical. NCBI's taxonomy places the organism in Eukaryota, Fungi, Ascomycota, Eurotiomycetes, Chaetothyriales, Herpotrichiellaceae. Bases 1 to 774 code for a protein of 257 amino acids. The transcript has a single exon. The record is from RefSeq and is a predicted model, not a curated record.
AUGUCCUCAACGACGCAGUCCUGGGCUGCUGCAACACAGUCAUGGGCCUCGUGGUUGCUCGAUUCCUACGCUUCCUCUGUGUCGCCUAUGGCCACCGACACCUCCUUUCGGAACCACGAAGAAUCCCAUUCCACGUCCGAGUACUCCUCCCAUGACGACGGUCAAUCGUCAGCGGGUUCUGUUUCCGUGUCCUCUGCCUAUGGUCCCUAUUUGAAGACUGGCCGCGGUGGUGCGGGCAACUUCAAUUGGCAGUCAGAGGUGCAGCUCGCGCCGCGAUCAACUUCACCUGUUGACCUUGAGGCCAAUCGACCAGCACACCCACAUUCGUCCCUGGCGGAGCGCCGCAAAGCAGCAGCCCGGUUGGAAACCCUCAACACCCAUGAUAUGAGGCCCUUGCGCCAGCACUCGGCCCAGUAUCUCUCCGCCGGGCGCGGCGGAGCCGGGAACUACGUUCUUGCUGACAUGAAAUCUCUUCAGCGAAGCCCUAGUUUACCGGCAAGCUUUUCGUCUCCCGUUGCAGGGAAACCUCCUAGUCCACAAGAUCACCGUCUAUAUCCGGCUGGAAAUGCUGGACGAGGAGGAGCAGGCAACUACGCGGCCGCCGCAGACGCCAAGGGGCGGGUAGAAUCCGAGAAGGAGCAAGAGCAAAGACUCGCCGCCGAACAGAGGAGAGGCCAGAUCGCCGAAGAGGUGGACGGGUUGCUACAGCCUCCUCCGGGCGCAUGGCUUGGUGGCGGACGCAGGAAGAGUGAGUCGAUGUAUGAAGAUGUUUGA